CCCGGCCCCAGCCGCAGCCCCCCGCCCGGCCGGGCCAUGAAGUGUCACUACGAGGCGCUGGGGGUGCCGCGCGACGCCAGCGAGGAGGAGCUCAAGAAGGCCUAUCGGAAGCUGGCCCUGAAGUGGCACCCGGAUAAAAAUCCAGAUAAUGCUGCUGAAGCAGCUGAGCAAUUUAAAUUAAUCCAAGCAGCAUAUGAUGUGUUGAGUGACCCUCAGGAAAGAGCAUGGUACGAUAAUCACAGAGAGGCCCUGCUGAAAGGUGGGCUUGAUGGAGAGUAUCAAGAUGACAGCUUAGACUUACUGCACUAUUUCACUGUUACCUGUUAUUCUGGUUAUGGAGAUGAUGAAAAGGGUUUCUACACAGUGUAUCGUAAUGUUUUUGAAAUGAUUGCAAAGGAAGAACUAGAAUCUGUGUUAGAGGAUGAAGUUGAAGAUUUCCCAACUUUUGGAGACUCUCAGAGUGACUAUGAUAUGGUAGUCCAUCCUUUCUAUGCUUAUUGGCAGAGUUUCUGCACACAGAAAAACUUCGCUUGGAAGGAAGAAUAUGAUACACGACAAGCUUCAAACCGCUGGGAAAAACGAGCCAUGGAAAAAGAAAACAGAAAGAUUCGAGACAAAGCAAGGAAAGAGAAGAAUGAACUUGUCCGACAGCUGGUGGCUUUCAUUCGUAAAAGAGAUAAAAGAGUGCAGGCUCAUCGGAAGCUGGUGGAAGAGCAGAACGCAGAGAAGGCAAGGAAAGCCGAAGAGAUGAGGCGGCAACAGAAGCUAAAGCAGGCAAAGCUGGCAGAGCAGUACAAAGAACAGAGCUGGAUGACGGUGGCCAAUUUGGAGAAGGAGCUCAGGGAGAUGGAGGCGCAGUAUGGAAAGGAGUUUGGAGAUGGAUCAGAUGAAGAUGAAGUGGAGGAACAAGAGCCCAGAGUUGGGCAGGAUGGUAAGGACAGCGAUGAGGCCGAAGAUGCUGAGCUUUAUGAUGGCCUUUACUGCCCAGCAUGUGACAAAUCUUUCAAGACAGAAAAGGCCAUGAGGAAUCAUGAGAAAUCAAAGAAGCAUCGAGAAAUGGUUGCCUUGUUAAAACAGCAGUUGGAAGAGGAGGAAGAAAAUUUUUCAGGACCUGGACCUGUUGAAAAUACACUGAAUGCCAUUUCUGAGGAAGAAGUGGAAGAUUCACCAAAACAAAAGCUUUCUAAAAAACAGAAGAAAAAGAGACAGAAACCAGCACAGAGCUAUGAUGACAAUUUCAAUGAAAAUGGAACUGGAGGAGGAGUAAUGGUUAAUUCAGAAGAUACAAACUUAAAUCAAGACAGUGCCAAAGAAUUGGGGGACAGUCCCCAAGAAAACGUCAGUGUCACAGAGGCCGCUGAACAGUGUGAUGAUCCAAAAAGUGAAACUAAAAGUGUUCCUAAACCCAAAGGAAAGAAAGCCAAAGAUACGAAAAAAUCUGUCAAAAUACCUGUUGAGCCACAAACAAUGGGUGAUGUUCUUAUCAGCUGUACAACCUGCCAUGAUGAAUUUCCUUCCCGGAAUAAACUUUUUGAGCACUUAAAGGCCACAGGUCAUGCAAGAGCACUUUCAUCAUCAUCUUCCUUAAACAGCGUAGCAGGUAGUCGAAGCAAGAAAGAAAAACGUAGAAACAGAUAGAAAUUCUGCCAACGCUUUUUUUUUUGACUGUCUCUAGAUUUCAAAACCAAAAAAACUGAACUGAAACCAUCUAAAGAGUUAAAAUUUCAGUGAUCUGCAAUUUGUUGCAUUGUGGAAGAUUAUUUUUUAUCUUGUAAAAACUUUUUUUGGUUUAAUAUAUAUUUUUUAAACAUUUCACUAGUGAUUGACUGAAUUCUGCUCUUGCCAUUUGAAUUGACUUGAAUGUCCCAAAACAGGUAAAUAUUAUAAAUUAUGCACUCUUGAUUUCUGUUGGCUCAUAUGGACAGAAAUGUACAGAGAGAAUUAAAUUAUUUUAACACACAUAAAUGCCCCUUUCUGGUUUAUGUUACGAAUUUCAUACUAUUAUUUUA
Messenger RNA from Loxodonta africana (African savanna elephant), 2009 nucleotides. It is a transcript of the gene DNAJC21, whose product is annotated as DnaJ heat shock protein family (Hsp40) member C21. Gene Ontology annotation, molecular function: zinc ion binding; nucleic acid binding. Gene Ontology annotation, cellular component: cytoplasm. Bases 37 to 1638 code for a protein of 533 amino acids. Lineage: Eukaryota; Metazoa; Chordata; Mammalia; Proboscidea; Elephantidae. The transcript has 12 exons. The record is from RefSeq and is a predicted model, not a curated record.